Molecule: messenger RNA, 1323 nt
Organism: Heterostelium album PN500
Lineage: Eukaryota; Evosea; Eumycetozoa; Acytosteliales; Acytosteliaceae
Product: ribonuclease P Rpr2/Rpp21/SNM1 subunit
Exons: 1
Coding region: 1-1323 (440 amino acids)
Biological process (GO): RNA processing
Source: RefSeq, a predicted model, not a curated record
AUGAAUAACAACAAUAAUAAUAAUAAUAAAUUUAAAACAAAUUCAAAUUAUAAUAAGAAUUAUAAUAAUAAUAAUGCGAACAAUCAAAAUAAUAAUAAUAAAAUAAAUACAAAUAAAAACUAUAAUUCAAAUUAUAACUCAAAUUAUAAUCAAAAUAAUAAUAAUAAUUAUAGUAAUAGUUAUAUAGAGUUGAUAAAUAAUGGUGGUGAUAUAAAUUCAAUAAAUACUACAACUAUAAAUAACAAUAGUAAUAGUAAUAGUAAAAAUAAUAAUAAUAAUAAGAAUCAACAACAACAACAACAACCAAAAGUAUCGAUUAAUGAUACACAAAAGAAAGAAAAGUCAAAACAAUUCGAGAAACAAAGAAAUGACAAUUCAAAUAGAUUAAACUAUUGGAAUAAUCAGAUGGUUGCAACGAAAUCAAGUGAUUCUAAUAAUGUUGCUGCUACUGCUUCUGGUGAUAAUGUAACAAAUAAUCAUCAGAGUCUGAGUGAUAUGUACAACAAUCAGGCGAAUACUUCAAAUUCCAUCAAGACCUAUAUUGAUUAUAGUGAGCGUAGAGAUGUUGAACGUCUCAAUCAUCUUUGGAAAGCUGCGAGUUUAAUGCAGGUCGGUGGUGCCACCGAUGAAGCUCGAUGGCUAAUGUUCAACUUUGGCGAGUGUGCUGUCGAUAACUACGUGAGUGGAGUGCCAACUGAAAGGAAAUCAUCCGGUGGUAUUAGAAUAUGUGUAAAGUGUGCAAAUCAUUUGGUGCCGGGUGUCAAUUGUACACUUCGUGUUAAACAUAAAUCUAGUAGUGGCAAUCAAUCAUUACAACAACAAAGAAAAUCAAGAAAAGAUAAUAAGACAGUAGGUUUCAUAAAGAUACAUUGCAAUCAAUGUCAAUCUACACAGUCAAUCACAACGGAAACACAAAACAAAAGAUUAAAGAGAUCAACACAAUCAAAGAAACUUUUACAAUCUUUAUCAACAACAACAACAAUAGCACCAUCUCAUGAAGUAAAAACAAAUUCUAAAGAGGAAUCAAAAAAGAAAACUUCUACUUCAUCUUCCUCCUCUGCUUCUUCAUCAUCCAUUUUAACAACCUCUGAAGAUAAUAUUAAUAAUAAUAAUAAACAAACAACUCAGACAAAUGAUCAACAAAUUAAAAGUAUUGUAAAUAAUCAAAAUAUUACAUCUAAAAAGAAUAAUAAAAGUAACAAUAGUAGUAGUAAAGAUAAAAAAAGUAACAAUAGCAGUAAAGAUAAAAAGAAUAAUAACAGUAACAAGAAAGGUGGUGAUUUAAGUAGUUUUCUUUCAGAAGUCAGUAGUUUUAUGCAAUAA